Falco peregrinus (peregrine falcon) is the source of this 2662-nucleotide messenger RNA. RefSeq names its product cytochrome P450 2J2-like. The record is from RefSeq and is a predicted model, not a curated record. The transcript has 9 exons. Gene Ontology annotation, molecular function: iron ion binding; heme binding; oxidoreductase activity, acting on paired donors, with incorporation or reduction of molecular oxygen, reduced flavin or flavoprotein as one donor, and incorporation of one atom of oxygen. NCBI's taxonomy places the organism in Eukaryota, Metazoa, Chordata, Aves, Falconiformes, Falconidae. The coding region runs from base 908 to 2380 and encodes 490 amino acids. Gene Ontology annotation, cellular component: intracellular membrane-bounded organelle; cytoplasm. Gene Ontology annotation, biological process: arachidonate metabolic process; xenobiotic metabolic process.
UGGAUGAAGUGGCAGGCAGUCAUCUGCAGCUGCUUGGUUUCCCCCCCCAGCCCCCAGCGGGGUGUGUGUGUGCAGGGGGGUUCUGUAAAUACCGGGGACCAGAUUGAGGACCCUGGGGGGCCGUAUCCAGCCCACGGGCCAUAGUUUGAGAACCCCUGCUUUAGGGUAUCCACCUUUACGUCGAGAUUGAAAGGGGAAAUUCAAAAGUAGGCAAAACCCUCAAUGAAGUUAGCUAUUGCAAAUAGAUUAGGGAAAAAAAGUGAGGUUAUAUAUUAAAUCAGUUAUGUUUUCAAUUACAUUUGAAAGCCUAACAAAUUUUGCUUUUUGUAUUAAGCAUUAGGUACUCAUAUAUGUAUCUUAAGACAAAUGUAGGCUUUUAACUUUUAUCAGCCUCACCAUUACUGGGUAUACUUGUACAUGGAAUAUAUACAAAACAUUUUAAAACCACCAAGAUUUAAUAUCCACUUACAUUUGCAUGCUUAAUUUGUAUGUAUGGCUAUUGCUUUUCUAAAAGCAUUCAGGAAAUAUUUGUAGGAGCACAUACUAUUCACAAUUGUUUCAGAAUAUGUUCCAGAGAAUUUAUGUAUGGAUAUGUGUAUCUACACUGCCUGGAAAAUCUUGGCCCUAGUCUUUUAAGACACCAUUCCUACAAAUCCUGUGAUCCAUAUUUGAUAAAUAUAAUCUGAAUGAGAAGAGGGAGAGGAGUAUGCAUCGAUUAAAUAUGCUUGAGCAUAAGAAUAAGUGGGACAAAAAGGGAGUGGCUGAUAAUAAAGAGGGAGGGUUAGGGGCGGGGAAUAGUUAUUACAUGAAAUUUAAACCCUUAUGAAAAAACUGGUUGAGCAACCAGCCUUAAUAGCUUUGGUAGACUAUUUUUAAUAAAGAGAAGCUGGUAAAAGCAGCUGCUAAUAUGUUGACAAUAAGUCAAGUUCUUAUAGCCAUUGCUGUAUUUCUUCUAAUUAUGCAGUUUUUAAAGUUGCAACGAUUACGGAGACAGCUUCCUCCUGGACCAAUCCCUCUCCCAAUUUUUGGGACCUUGAUACAGCUGAACUUUCAGUUUAAUCGUGAUCUGCUUAUGAAGCUGGCAAAAAUUCAUGGCAACAUCUUCACCUUAUGGUUUGGACGGUUCCCAGUGAUCAUACUGAAUGGAUUUCAAGCAGUUAAGGAUGGUAUGACCACGCACCCUGAAGAUGUUUCUGGGAGGCUAGUGACUCCUUUCUUCAGAGCAAUGGCCAAAGGAAAAGGGAUUAUGUUGGCAACUGGUCACACCUGGAAGGAGCAGAGGAGGUUUGCACUGAGGACUCUACGUAACCUUGGUCUGGGGAAAAGAGGUCUGGAGCAUCGAGUUCAAGAAGAGGCCCAGUACCUGGUAGCCUUCUUUGCAAGUAUGAAAGGGAAACCCGUGGAUCCUUCUUUCCCUCUAGUUCAUUCUGUCUCAAAUGUAAUUUGUGCUGUUGUUUUUGGACAUCGCUUCUCUAGAGAGGAUGAAACCUUCCAUGAACUGAUUAGAGCCACAGAGCAUCUAUUCAAAUUUGGAGGCAGCUUUAUUCAUCGUCUGUAUGAAGUCUUCCCCUGGCUGAUGCGCCGACUGCCUGGGCCUCAUAAGAAGGCAUUAUCUAGCUAUGAUGUCCUGAGUUCUUUUACAAGGAGAGAGAUCAGAAUGCACAUGGAGCGUGGGAUACCAGAUGAACUGCAGGAUUUCAUUGACUUUUACCUGGCUCACAUUGAAAAAUCCAAAGGUGAACCCAGGUCUACAUACAAUGAAGACAACAUGGUUUAUUCCAUAAAUGACCUUUUCUUGGGUGGAUCAGAGACAACAAGUACAACCUUGUACUGGGGACUGCUCUAUAUGGUGGCAAAUCCAGACAUCCAAGAGAAAGUGCAGAAGGAGCUGGAUGAUGUUCUGGGUCCUUCCCAGUUAAUCUGCUAUGAGGAUCGAAAAGAACUGCCCUACACAAAUGCUGUGGUUCAUGAGGUUCAGCGAUUCAGCAAUAUUAUCUCUGUUGGCAUGCCCAGAGUGUGUGUGAGGAGCACUACAUUGCUUGGCUUUCCCCUCAAAAAGGGCACCAUAGUUCUUCCAAAUAUCGCUUCAUCUUUGUAUGACCCAGAGCAGUGGGAAACACCUCGACAGUUCAACCCUGGUCACUUCCUGGAUAAGGAUGGAAACUUUGUGAGCCAGGAAGCGUUUUUACCAUUCUCAAUAGGGCACCGUGUGUGUUUGGGGGAGCAUCUAGCGAGGACCGAGCUCUUUAUUUUCUUUGCCAACCUGCUGCGGGCAUUCACCUUCCGGCUCCCUGAGGGAGUGACGAAGAUCAACACAGAGCCCAUUUUUGGGGGUACACUGCAGCCCCACCCAUACAGCGUUUGUGCCAUUCCACGCUAGGGUGGACAUGUCCAGUAUGUAACAGACCAUCAAUUAAGCAAUCUUAUUUCCCUUUCUGACCUGGCAGAUUUAAAUCCAGUAUGCUGGUGAGCAAAUGCCAAAACUGACUGGCAGACUUCAAAAAUUAAUUCAUUAACUCCUAGUUACCCUGUUUGCAAAAGCAAAGGAGUCUGGAAAAAUGUACCUGGAAAAUUCUGCUUCUUUGUAUUACUGUCACCACUCAUAACAUUUCAGUCAACUUUUUGUUGAUGGUCACUAAUAAAAGACAUGAAGGAAAAAUUA